This is a messenger RNA of Ipomoea nil (Japanese morning glory), 735 nucleotides long. RefSeq lists its product as uncharacterized. The record is from RefSeq and is a predicted model, not a curated record. NCBI's taxonomy places the organism in Eukaryota, Viridiplantae, Streptophyta, Magnoliopsida, Solanales, Convolvulaceae. The transcript is spliced from 3 exons. Bases 1 to 735 code for a protein of 244 amino acids.
AUGUCUUUCUCCAUGGAACUCUAUAUGAAGAUGUCUAUAUGGAACAGUACAGCCGCGGGGUAUCAUGAUGCUCAAUUUCCUUCGGUUGUUUGCAAACUUCGUAAGGCACUGUAUGGUUUCAAGCAGGCCCACAUGCCUGGGCAUUAUUUGGCAGAUAUUCUCUCUCGAUUCAAGAUGGAGGGUGCGAAGCCCGUGUCUACCCAUAUGGCUGCGGACUAUGUAUCAGGUGAUGAGACUAGCUUAGUGGUUGAUGCUACUGAUUAUCGUCGCUUAAUUGGGCUGCUGCAAUAUCUUCUCAUCACUCGGCCAGAUGUAGCGUAUGCUGUGAAUAAGCUAGCUCAAUCCAUGCAUGCGCCUACGACAGAACACUGGCAAGGGGCAAAUCGUGUUCUAAGGUAUUUGAAAGGUACAGUUCAUCAUGGUUUAUUGUUAGAAUAUGAUGCACCUUUGCGUUUGGUGGCCUUUUAUAAUUCGGAUUGGGGCAACUUACGAGACAAGGGACGGUCUACAACCGCUUAUGUUAUUUAUCUUGGGGGUAAUGUCAUCUCUUGGAAGUCUUCGCGUCAGAAGGAGCUGUGUGAUAAUCUUGGGGCGACUUAUGUUUGUAAGAAUCCGGUUUUUCGCUCAAGAAUGAAGCAUCUUUCUUUAGACUAUUUUUUUGUCCGCAAUAUGGUCGCUGCAGAGUCUCUAUUUGUGUGUCAUGUCUCUGCUAAUGGUCAAGUUGCAGAUGUGUAA